AUGUUCGGCAACUCCUCUGAGCAUACUACUGAGUCGGCCAAGUUUCAUAGGAUACCCACAGCGGUUUGGGUGGGACUGGCUGAUGGCAGUCGCUGUAGCAUCACGGAGAUGAUUGCGGUUGUCGUGACCGUGAGAAAGCCUUUGGAGGCGUCGCUCGGUCCAGUCAACGUCUCUGUCCUGCCAAACCAUGAGCGAAACAGCGAGACAUGUAUGCUGAUUGGACGCGACCUCGGAGCAGCCUUGGGCCUCUGCUUGGACCUGGGUGCAGGUGUUGUUCGCAGCGCUGAGAAAUCAGCCGACGAACCUAUCGUGGACAACUCCGAUUUCGUUCGGUAUGUUGAUCAACUCAGUGCCACUACUGCUGCCCAGCCCAGACUUGUCGAUGCAUGCACGACGGAAUAUCUAACGCCAUCCUUGCCUGAAGAUCUAUCCAAGAAGGUCAAGGCCUUGAUAAACCGUUCGGUCGCGGAGGGCUUUUUCCAAGAGCCAACCUUGCCAGGGUAUCGACUUGCUUUUCGUAACCUCAGUAAAGAGGACAAACCGGACUGUGUCGAACAGGUGGCGGCCCUCUUCGUAGAUCUCCCGGAUACUCCAAUAGCCACUGCCAAAAGCCGUCUAUAUGCACUGCAUGCCUACAAGAAGCUCGCAGAGGGCCAGAAAUCAGUGUACAGCAAGCUCAUCGAGGCAUACGUGGCGAGAGGUUUCUGGCGGCCUGUGUCCGGUGACGAGGUCACUUCAACUAGGAUCACUUUGCCGCCGUGUCCAUGCUUCGUCACGAACUGGGAACGAAAGCCUAGGGUGGUGCUGGACUGUAGACCGGUUAACCAAGCUUUAGGCAAAGUUUCAAGUCCACGGGUCAUCCCCUGGACUCUGAUCCUCGCGAUGCGUUUGCAGGGAGAUGUUGUGCUGCUACAAGGCGACUGCGAGGCCGCAUUUUACAAAUGCAGGCUCUUGCGUCAUACUGUGUUGAUUCAGGCGGCUACUGGUCUCUUUGAGUGUCUGAGAGUGAGCUUUGGCCUCCAUUUCGGCCCUGGGUCUUUGACGACAGGGAUUCACCGGAUUGAGACUAGCAUCCGCAACGUGCUGACUGAGCUGUGGCCCUUAGUCAACAUGGUGAUCCGGUGGUAUGUGGACGACCUCGUCAUGUCGGCAGACGAUGUGGCGAUAGCAGUCGCAGGGUUUGCUAUGGUCAUCUAUGCUCUACUGCUCCUCGGUUUCAGCGCACAGAUGGCGAAGGUGGCCGCCCUGGUCCAUUCCUCAGUGGUCAACCAGUUCAAGGAGGCGUGUCGUCAAUACGGCGUUCAGCUUCCGGUGAAGGAGCGGGUUGAGAUUCUUGGCCUCACAGCUUCCUUCGACGACAACCACCUAGUUCUCGACUGCAAUCGACAGUCUCGGUGGUCUGUAGUUGAGGCAUUUCUCGAGUGUCGCUCACCGACAAAACGUCUGGCCUUCCAAGCGGCUGGCGCGGCUGCGUAUGAUGUGGGACAAAUCCAUCCGAUCGAGCGCCUGGUCUCGGAUUGCCUUCGAGCCAUAGUGGGACGAGCCUUUAGUCAUCUAGCUUGGGGUACGGAGUACGACAUCGGCAAGCUGUCCGACCAUUUGAGAGAAGCGUACUGUGCCAUACUUGACUGGCUGAGGGAGCUCACUCCCGCUGAUAAAUGUAUGCACCGGUCGCUACUGAGAUCCUGCAAGAGCGAACCGGUGAGGUUGAUCCUAGAGACUGAUGCCAGCUUGACCGGAGGUGGCUUCUCGCUGUGGGUAGGCUCGGAUAGUGCUCAAGUCGGCGACUGUGGUACAUUCGAAUUGGGUAGUGCGGCAUGGCGGUGGACUGCGAGAUCCAGCUGUUGGCACAGUAACAGAAGGGAGCUGGCGGCCCUGUGGCGUGGCAUCCUCUUCACCAGCACAUUACUCACAGCCUGGAUUUCCUCGCAGUCAAGUCCCGAUCGAGCCGUUCUGGUUAUACGGACGGACAACGCCGCUUGUGCUCGGUGGGCCAACGACGUCAAGGUAUCUCGUGCACUGGAAGCACGGGCACUGCAGAGACUGGCGGCAGCAAUUCGGGCUGAGAUCGUGCUGAUCAAAGCCCAUGGGGUAGAAGUCAGUAUGCGGCAUCUCCCCGGAGUCUUAAACGUACGAGCCGACAGGCUUUCGAGAGCUCUGGAGCGUAAGACCAGGGGUGGGUCUCAGCUAGGGCGGCUCAUGCAAGACCAUCUCGACCCACCGGUGCGAGUCGCUCAGGAACUGGACGAUUUUGUCUGCCGUCUGGGUGAGCUGCCAGUUGCCAAGAGGGUCGACGUCCCCCAGUUUGAGCCUAUCGGUCAGCCUUUCGACCGAGUCUGUCAGUUACAGGAAUGUGAUACCCCGGUCGAGACACAUUCCGUUGGCCUGGCCGACACCGUGGCUUCUCGGAGCUGGGAUGUCGACUGCGCUCUGCAUGGAUGGAAGACGCUCCGCUUUGCCUUUCAGGCGUGGUCGGGAUCAGUGGCUAUACCGUUGGAUUAUCCCACGGCCUACAGUGACGAGGAUGUCUGGUCUUUCAUACGAUCCUUACAGCGGUCAUCGCGUGCCGCGGUAGUGGAUGAUGCGGAGAACCGGAAGCUACCUACCAAAUUCCAUGUCGAUAAGGAUGGCACACUUUUCUACAAGUGCGCGGGCGCGGAUGGCAAGCUGUUCCUCGCCUUUUACGUGCCCAGUGAUUGUAACUUUACACGCCGGCUACUGGCGCGGGUCUACCAUAAGGCCGGCGCACACUGCAGUGCCCAGGCGACCGUUGAACGUGCUAUUGAGGCGGGGUUUUUUACUCCCAGGCUCCGACAAGUGGUCACCAACGAGAUGGCGACAUGUGUGAGAUGCCAGGUCUUGAGCAGUAGGCGCGAAUGGGCGGUCACUCCCGGCCAAGCGGGGGGAGGCCCGGGAUUCGACCUGUACAGGCUGGCCCUCGAAACCCCCGAGCCCUACCUCUGGGUUGGCAUCGACGUCCUAUCCCUUGGGCCCUUCAAGUGCCUGACGUGCGUUUGCCUCCUUACGAAACACGCCUGCUGGAUCGCGCUGGGUGGCGGCCAGACGGCUGAAGAACUGCUUGAGGCGACUGAGAGGGUCGCUCGCCGGCAAGGCGGUUGCAGGUUCCGGUACAUAGUGUGUGAUGGAGCGGUAGGGAGCAGGACCUACACCAUGGAGGUAGGGAGACGGCUGAAUGCGCAAGUCGUGUUGCAGGACCCAAGAGCCCCUUGGGCCGGCGGGUUCGAAACUCAUCACCGGAUCGGGCUCAAAGCAGCACGAGUCUUGUUUCACGGCUACAGUAGGAACUGUGACUGGGGAAACUCGGUUGUUGCCCAGGACUUCUGCGACGAGGUGUGCAGUAUCAUCAACUCGCGUCCUUUGACUAGCGGCGACGUCACCCAGGACGCUCGGGUAGUCGCACUCACCCCGAACUCUUUGCGAUUCGGCUAUUCAUUGAGAGGUCACCAAGGAGUGGGGUUGAUCACCCCGGAUCUUGCAGGGAGUUCUGAGGCGAUGGAUGAUGCUGAGAAGUCUGCUUUCGUCGGCCGUCGCGCACAUCUAAUGAGAUCAUUCGUCAACCAUUACCUUCCGGCCCGUCGUCGAGCAGUCUUCGAAACGUUAAGCGGGGGUAGCCGCCCUACGCAACCCUUCCGAGUGGGUGACUCGGUCAUCAUUCAUCAGCCGUCGCGGAAGCAGGACGCAUGCUGGCGAACCGGAUGGGUUGUCAGCUGCCUAUCUACGCACAGAUACAGAGUAUUGCACUCGUCACCACGGGCUGGAGCAGAGAGGAUCACCAUCGAGAAUCACUACAACCUGCACCCGUUGAAGCUUGCUUGUGAAGUGCACGCAGGUCCCACGCUGGUCGGUGCUAGACUUAGAGUCCUGCUGUCACACGCCGAUGGCUUCCGGGAUUAUCAUUGGGGUACCAUCUUGGUUGAUCGAAGCGAAGAUGAUCGUGUACUCAUCGUGUGGGACGUUGCAGAUGAAGGUGUGUCCGCCCGUGAAUGGCUAGCUCUCUCUCAAGAGACUUGGGACUACGGGGAGGGGCAUGUCACGCCUGAUGACCAGCCGUGA
Perkinsus marinus ATCC 50983 is the source of this 4074-nucleotide messenger RNA. RefSeq lists its product as hypothetical. The coding region runs from base 1 to 4074 and encodes 1357 amino acids. The record is from RefSeq and is a predicted model, not a curated record. The transcript has a single exon. Lineage: Eukaryota; Perkinsozoa; Perkinsida; Perkinsidae.